Molecule: messenger RNA, 795 nt
Organism: Parnassius apollo (apollo)
Lineage: Eukaryota; Metazoa; Arthropoda; Insecta; Lepidoptera; Papilionidae
Source: the annotation of a GenBank genome assembly
AUGGGUGCUACUGGAAUAUUCGUACCACUUGCAUUAAUUUUUCCUAGAAAGCGGCAAAAACCCGAAUUGAUGGAUGGAGCUCCAGAGGACUCCCUACAGCUUGUAUCCGAUUCUGGUUAUAUGAACUCAGAUCUAUUUAUAAUCUGGCUCAAUCAUUUCAUUAACAUGGUCAAGAAAUCUAAAGAUGAACCUGCUCUUUUGAUUUUAGAUAAUCAUUCAUCUCAUUUAAGUUUACAGGCUAUUGAAUUAGCUAGGGAUCACGGAGUUGUUCUUUUGAGCUUAGCACCACACACAAGCCAUCGCAUGCAGAGUUUGGAUACAGGAUUUUUUGGACCAUUAAAAAAGCUUAUGCAGUUGUUGGUUCAAUUGAUAGAGCUAACAGAUCAUUCGAAUCUUGUGGCAUCUGGCCUUUUAACGAUCAGAUUUUUUUCCGAUGAAGAUUUUGCUCCUGCAAAUGUCACUGACCGUCCCAAUCCAACUGCAGAAACUUCAAGUACAGGCGAAGCCCUUAAUAGUUCAAAUCUAGCUGUUGAAUUGCCACUUACAACUACAAAAACUGUUACCCAAGUUGUCUCGUCACCUAUACCCGUCAAUAUUAAUAUUUCAGCUCCAGAUAUAGCAUUGUCUCAACUCGGAGGAACUGAAACCCUUGAAUCAACUGAUAAUCACCAGGAAGUAAUAACAACACCAGAAAAUGACGAGCCAAUACCAUCCAAAUCAUCUUUUCUUAGACCAGAAGACAUCUUACCAUUACCAAAGUCAAACAUUCAGAAAAAAAAGAAACAUAAAACGUAA